AGCCCAGACAACAGGGAAGAGAGGCACGCAGCCCCAGCCAGCGAAUUCCCCUUUCGGCCGGCCGCGACCUUGACAAAUUCUCCCCGGAAUUCCGCAGAGCUCCCCGGGAGGCAGGCCGCCGAUCGACCGAUCGAUCGAUUCGCCAGGGGGGCGGGGAUGAGCUUCCAGGACCUGGAGGCCGGCCGCGGGCCGCAGCGGAAGGCCGGCCGGCCGGCGGGGCCCGGCGCCGGCGCGUCGCAGGCCGUCGCCUCCGGCGUCUUCCAGAUCAACACGGCCGUCGCCACCUUCCAGCGCCUCGUCAACACGCUCGGCACGCCAAAGGACACGCCAGACCUCCGCGACAAGAUACACAAGACGCGGACAAACAUAACACAGUUGGUGAGAGAUACAUCCGAGAAGCUUAAACAAGCUAGUGACGCGGAUCAUCGUGUCGAAGUUAGCGCUACCAAAAAGAUUGCUGACGCAAAGCUAGCGAAGGAUUUCCAGGCAGUUCUAAAAGAAUUCCAGAAAGCUCAACGGUUAGCGGUAGAGAGAGAAGCUGCAUAUGCACCUUUUAUUACUCAAGCGGGUUUACCACAGAGCUAUAACUCAACUGAAGUGAACAACGGUGCUGAUAGGUUGGCUGAACAGCGCACACAGCUUCUAGAAUCAAGAAGGCAAGAGUUAGUUUUCUUGGAUAAUGAAAUUGUCUUCAAUGAGGCUGUUAUUGAAGAGAGGGACCAGGGAAUAAAAGAGAUUCAAGACCAAAUUAGUGAAGUAAACGAGAUCUUCAAAGAUCUUGCUGUGCUAGUCCAUGAUCAAGGAGCAAUGAUUGAUGACAUAGACUCUCACAUUGACAAUUCUGUUGCUGCGACUGCACAAGCAAAAGGCCAGCUUUCAAAAGCUGCUAAAACUCAGAAGUCGAACUCUUCUCUGAUAUGCCUGUUAAUGGUAAUUUUCGGGGUGGUGCUGCUCAUAGUGAUAAUAGUCCUUGCAGCCUAGCAAUCUGGAAGACACCUGGUGCUCCAAAAUCUGGUCAAGCCUAGCGCGGCGAAUUCCUUCAUAAUUUAAUUUUGCUGUGCAGUCAGGAAUGUAUCUAGGUCUCCUCCUGGAGGUUGUGAUAUGGUGGUGUGUGUGGUAAUGGUCUGUGUUUGGGUUGCGUGGUUUACAUAAGUAAUCAAGUAUACUCGCUCGAUCGAGUCUAGCUCAUUGUUUCUCCUGUUAAUAUCUGUGAUGUAGUAUCUCUGAGUGAGUGCUGUAAGAACGCGGAGGUUAGUUUAUAUCACAUGGGUUUGAAGUUUCUCGAGUUGGUAAGAAGCGAUUCUGAAUUUCUUUAUACCAAAUGUGAUACUGAUUAUCUUUAAGUUGUCA
Molecule: messenger RNA, 1350 nt
Organism: Lolium rigidum
Lineage: Eukaryota; Viridiplantae; Streptophyta; Magnoliopsida; Poales; Poaceae
Product: syntaxin-22-like
Exons: 7
Coding region: 157-981 (274 amino acids)
Biological process (GO): intracellular protein transport; vesicle-mediated transport; vesicle fusion
Cellular component (GO): membrane; SNARE complex; endomembrane system
Molecular function (GO): SNARE binding; SNAP receptor activity
Source: RefSeq, a predicted model, not a curated record